AUGACACAAGCUGCUGUCAAAUGGAGUCUUCAAGAACUUAGCGCGAAGCUUCAUUAUCUAAAGAACAACCAGAUAAAGAAUGAAGAGGAGGAUGAUGCUGCUGAAGAAGUGAAUGAAGAGCAUGAUGAUGAUGCUGCUGAAGAAGUGAGUGAAGACAAGGAUGAUGCUGCUGAAGAGGUGAAUGAAGAGCAUGGUGAUGCUGCUGAAGAAGAAAAUGAAGAGGAGGAGGAUGCUGAAGUGAAUGGAGACCAUGAUGAUGUGCUGAACAUCAAGUCCAGCAACACCACCAGAUCAGUUCCAGAAUACAAGGAGGAUGAAAUACAGCUUACAAAAGAGUAUAUGAUGGCGAUCAAUAAUGCUGCUGAACAUUGGACAAAGAAAGGAGAGCAUCAAAAGAUCCAUGAUGAAUAG
Molecule: messenger RNA, 411 nt
Organism: Prunus armeniaca (apricot)
Lineage: Eukaryota; Viridiplantae; Streptophyta; Magnoliopsida; Rosales; Rosaceae
Source: the annotation of a GenBank genome assembly